CGCUUUCAUUCAUUGUGUGACCUUCGGGUCAUUAUGUAGUGUUAUUGUAAAAAAGGUGUCAUGUUCUUAUGUUAUUGUUGGGAUUUCCCUAUCCUGUUUGGUAAGGGCUGGAGUACCAGUAACACAUUUCACAGGACAAGGCUGUUUACUACUAUGAGGCAUUUACAUGAAAUUGGAUACAGCAAAAAUGGCAAAAUUUAUAGGUAAACUGUAUAUGGUCAUUUACUGUUUCAGGCAUGCCUUAGAAGUCAGAGAAAACAUUCACAAUAAUAUGGCAGAGUACCAAAAUGAACUGUCUGUGGAAAAUGACAUCGCUAUACUGGAAGACAGUCCUUCAGAUGUGGACCAUCCAAGCGCAAUUCCACCAUCUUCCCAUCGUCCAGAAUUUCAGAUCUAUACCUCACCACAAGCUAGUUUAGGAUCAUCACAGUUUGCACUCCAAACUGCAUACAACGAUUUAAAAAAGCGAUACAAUCAACUUGACGGAAAACACAGACAGCUUGUACGGGCUGUUAAAGAAGGUCGUGUUGGAAUGGCAUCGCGGAAUGUGGACUCUGGCGAAGACACUGCCCCCAGGUCAGGGUCGCCUGUGACCAAUGGCCAGCCAGAGAGUGUUGGCAGUGACCUGUCGUCUGCUCAGUUUAGAUCACUUGAAAUGAGGAGCAAAUAUCUAGAGUCAGAAAUAUACAAGUUGCAGGUAGAAGUGAGGAACAAACAACAAGAAGUUGACAGGUUGACUAGCAAGCUCAAAAGAAUUGAAGCAGACAACAAAAGAUUGAUUAAUGAGAGUCAGGCAAUUAAGGAUAAAAUUCAAACAAUGAUUACAAGACAUAAAAUGGAAAUUGCAGAAUUGCAAGAAAAUUUGUCUAAGCUAAGCGAUGAAAAAGAGGCAUCAAAGUCAAGGGUUGAAGUCCUUGAUACUACUUUAAAAAGAAAGGAGAGGGAGUUAGCAGGUUUCAAGAAGCAGUGCUUGGAGCUAGAUCGUCAACUCAAAGAUGCUUUAAAAGAAAAGGAAGAAGAAAAACAAGUAUAUCUAGACAGGCUGUCCUUGUUACAGAACACAGAGACCUCAGGGACAGGAAUAGGAGAAAAAGAACUGCUUGGCUUAAAAUUUCAAAUUGAAGCUGUGAAAAAAGACAAUGAGAAUUUGAAAAAGAUGGUGCGAGAGCAACACUUAUUUAUAGAAAAAGCCGUGCAGAGAGAAAAAGCAGCAAUACGUACAAAAGAGAGGACACCAGCUGCAAAUCCACAAACCAGUGCCAAUAGCAGUAUCUCCCCCCGAGCGUCAUCACCUCAGGCAAAUGCCUCAUCCGCACGCGAUGUGAUGACAGAAAGUUACGCCAUUCCAUGCUCCGAGGACGUAAUGCAAGAUGAGCUUGGGAUGGAGCCAGGACAAGACAUGACCUAUGCAACAAUGAUACCAGCCACUGGGAACACGGACAAUCUCACGCCAGAUGGGCAGUUUGGUUCUCUUCCUUCAGAGACAGGAGGAGUAGGAUCACUGAAUAGUCAGGGAAGAGAAGAGGCAUUGAGAGAGGACCAAACUGCCGAUCCUGAUGAGGGGUUGGGAGGGGACAGUAUGACAUCAGAUCAGGGAGAUAUAUUUGGCUCUGCCCUCAUGGACAUUCCAUCUGUGUCACCAAGAAACACAUCUCAUAGAUCUCGAGGGAGUGCUUCUAAUCCUCCCCUGAGUGGGAAUGCUGGGAACUCUAAUCUUUCUAGGUCUGGAUCAGCAGGAAACAAUAUGGCUGGAAGUAGACUUGGGCCUUCCAGUAGUAACAAUCAGAGAUCUACCGGUUCAUCUGUUCGAAACACGUCGGCUCUUAAUUUUGAAAGAAAUGAAGAGCAUCCUCAAACCCGUGAUAAUAGUAAACAAAAUCCGAAUCUGUACACAGAGGAGCCAGGGGGGUCCAAACUGGGGUCACCAUCUACCAGCCCAACAGUUCUGAACAAUGACCCCCUGCUAGGCCAUAAGGUUGGGAUGAUACCCAGUAAAAACCUCCUUUGUGAUGAGAGGAGCCAACCAGAGGGAGCCACUAUACAUAUCCCGCUGAGAGACAACAUGGAUGAAUAUGACCGUAUUUGUCCGUCCUGUAAUCGAGUUUUUCCCGUGUCAAUGCCAAUGGAGGAGUUACAACAACACGUCAUGGACUGCAUGCCUGGGGAGACUUCGGGGAUUGUGCACAACUCCUUUGAUGACGAGGGGCCAGUUAAUACCGAUGAACGUGUCUGCCCAAUGUGCAGCGCUGCUUUCCCUAAGAUGCUUCCACAAACCGAUUUUGAAAGUCAUGUGAACAGUCACUUUGAAGAUGAAACAUCAAUGGUCUCCCAAUAUGAAGUGUUAAGUGGCAAUUGAAUAUAUAUAUAUAUAUAUGUGCUCAAAUGUAAUUCUUAAUUGAUUAUUCUCUAAAUUCUUCUGUACGUUAAGCUAAUGAAAGUACUAAGUGCAUUUGAUUACAAAUAGAAACUUUUGUGACAUACUUCUAUGGUUUUGAAAGAAAGUAUAACACAAGCACUACAAUUGCCCUAUGGCUACUGCUAUGAUCAUGUGUCUGAGAAACUUUUCUUUUAUAGAUGCUUUAGAGGACUUAAAUCAGUUACCAUUAUCCAUUUUCAGUCUUGCAUCAAAUUCUCAAUAGAAAGGAAAAAGAGCUAUAGUCCAUUUUGUGUUGAACAAAAUUCAAGCAACCUAAAAGUGCAACAUACGGGGCUUUUGCACAAAAAUGGCUUUCUACUGGAAUGCUUGCACUGUUUCAACUAGUCUUCAACACUUAAGAUAUCUUACAUAUAUAUGUAUGACUUUUAUCCUCUUUGUUUAAACAAAGUGAACCGGUACUUGGUUCUUUGUAUUUUUCUUUCGCAUUAUAGUGCACUUGAGUAGGAGUAUUUGUUUCUCUAUUAAACUUGGCAAAAGAUCAGCGUCUGGUCCUUUGCAGUCAGAGUAAGAAUUUUGAUAAAUCACAAAAAAAUUAUUAAUAGUUUCCUUUGUGCAGACCUGCUUCUUGUUCCUUAUCCGAGAAAGUCUCCGAGUAGAAAUUUCAGGUAAACUAAAGUAAAAUGCCCAGGUAAAUUUAAGGUAACCUGUUUAUACACAAGACCAAGAAAGAGUUGCUUUAAUUACUGUACUAUUAUCUCCAACUUUAGAAACAAUGUGUGGUAAUUAUAUGCUAAAAAAGGUUAGUAGUCGGGACAGAAUUUAAAAAAUUGUGGUUUUGUUACAAGUUUUCUUGGUUUUUCUGUAUUUUAUAUUUAUAACAUGCUCCGCAUCACUUUUGCAGAAGGUACUGUAUAUGAAUACAAAUGACAAUUACUCAGACACUG
This is a messenger RNA of Lingula anatina, 3321 nucleotides long. RefSeq lists its product as uncharacterized. Lineage: Eukaryota; Metazoa; Brachiopoda; Lingulata; Lingulida; Lingulidae. The record is from RefSeq and is a predicted model, not a curated record.